AUGAGCCAAUCACAGCAAUUCCCUCCCUCACUGCGUCAGUCGCAGGUGGGCUCCAUGUCCGCUGGCUCUCCAGGACCAGUUGUUUCUGGCUCUGGCUCAGGCUCUGGAUCCGUCCCUCAACCCCAGCCCCAGCACGACGAGUUGCACAUGUCGGGUUUGAGCCAAACUGGAGGUCCAAUCUCUAUGUCGCCGACAGAAUACGAAAAUACUCCUCAGAUCAAAUUCGAGUCCUCGCCCUCAAACGCCAACGCCCACCACUAUAGGAACCCCUCCAAUACUUCGGUGCCCAACGUCCUCCAACCUGCCGGUGGCCUGUCCGCUCGCGGCGCCCCAGCCUCGCCCAACUUGCCCUCGCCGAUGCAGCAAUCUUCUCCCGCUGCUUCAUCCGUCCCUCAUCAGCCGCCGUCGCAAGCUCAGCAACAGCAGCUUCCUCAUCACUCCCAGCAGCCACUACAGAUCCCGUCGCAGCACGGCCAGCCUACUUACGACCAUUCACGCUCCCCGUCUACCGGCAUCGCGAGCAAACCCCCGCUGAGCAUGUCCCACAGCUACUCCCGCUCCAGCCCAGCCGCUGGCUACGAUGGCUCCUCUGGAAGCUAUCACGCAUAUACUCCCACGACGCCUAGCGGUGCUUCGUCUUCGCAUCUCAUGUCGCCAAUCGAUACUACCCGGUACAAUGCCCCAGGAUCUCAGCGCAACGUUUCCAACACCCCGCUCGGCCUAGCUGAUAUUCGUCCCCGCGCCGACUCGAGCAUGUCCGAUGGGACAGGAGCUGCUAUGAGCUAUGAUGCCAAUAAUGCCCAACCAGGAACGAGCAAUUACCUUGCGCCUUGGGCUAUCUACGCUUUCGAUUGGUGCAAGUGGCCUGCUCAAGGUAAUGGUGCUGGCAAGCUCGCUGUGGGGAGCUACUUGGAAGAUGGACAUAACUUUAUUCAAAUCCUCGAUAGUCAUAUCGCGCCGACUCCUCAGGACGUCUACACUCCUGGUUCAUCCAAGUAUAGCCUUGAGUUCACCAAAGCUGCCGAAGCUACCCACUCUUACCCUGUGACCCGCCUGCUAUGGGAGCCGCCAUCGUCGCAGAAGCAGUCUACUGACCUGCUCGCGACUUCGGGCGACCACUUGCGAUUGUGGUCUCUUCCUAGUGAGAACAACCCUUCUACACCUGGUGGUACCAUCGGCCGUCGCGACAAUCCCACCACCAAGUUAACCCCUCUCGCUUUACUGUCCAACUCGAAGACACCGGAUCAUACCGCGCCUCUAACGUCACUCGAUUGGAACACCGUCUCUCCCAGUCUUAUCAUUACAUCCAGCAUAGAUACGACAUGUACCAUCUGGGAUAUUCCCUCACUCACGGCAAAGACUCAACUCAUUGCCCACGACAAAGAGGUUUACGAUGUUAGGUUCUGCGCCAAAAGUGUGGAUGUUUUUGUCAGCUGUGGUCAGGAUGGUAGUGUCCGCAUGUUCGAUCUUCGAAGCCUGGAGCACUCUACAAUUAUUUACGAGCCAACAGGCAAGGAAGAGCGAGACCCCAACGGUGGCCGUGUUAGCCCGACACUGGCCCAGCAAACGAUGGCCAACCCUCCACCUCUGCUUCGCCUUGCUACUUCUCCUCAUGAUACCCAUCUUCUUGCUACCUUCGCUCAAGACACCAACGUUGUUCGAAUUUUGGAUGUGCGACAACCUGGCCAGGCCUUGCUCGAGCUGCGUGGACAUGGUGGAAACGUCAACUGCAUCGAAUGGUCGCCCCAUCGACGAGGAAUGCUUGCUUCUGGCGGUGACGAUUGCCAGGUUCUCUUGUGGGAUAUUUACAACUCAGGUCAACCCUUGAAUGGCACUCCUCAACAAGACAACCCCAAAAGCCCCGUUGCCGCCUGGCAAUGCGAUUACGAGAUUGGCAACUUGGGCUGGGUACCUCAACUCCCCAACUCCGACUAUGGCGAGUGGCUCGGUGUUGGCGCUGGACGUGGUAUCUGGGGAACAAGAGUCAUGUGA
This is a messenger RNA of Fusarium coffeatum, 1992 nucleotides long. RefSeq lists its product as uncharacterized. Bases 1 to 1992 code for a protein of 663 amino acids. NCBI's taxonomy places the organism in Eukaryota, Fungi, Ascomycota, Sordariomycetes, Hypocreales, Nectriaceae. Gene Ontology annotation, molecular function: protein binding. The record is from RefSeq and is a predicted model, not a curated record. Gene Ontology annotation, cellular component: nucleus. The transcript has 3 exons.